AUGGAUGACUGUUUCCAAUGCCCAGAAGAUGAAUUUCCAAACAAGAACAGAGACCAGUGCCUCCCUAAGUCCAUGAACUUCCUCUCUUUCUCAGAACCUUUGGGCACCACUUUAGUUUUUUUUAUAUUGGCUGCUUCUUUCACCACAGUUUUGGUACUAGGAAUUUUCAUCAAGUACAAGAACACUCCCAUUGUCAAAGCCAACAAUCGAGCUCUAUCAUUCUUUCUCCUCAUCUCCCUGUUCCUCUGCCCUCUUUGUGCUUUGCUCUUCAUUGGCCAGCCUCAGUGGGUGACCUGCUAUUUACGUCAAACUGCUUUUGGCAUCAUAUUUUCAGUAGCUGUUUCUUGUUUGCUGGCAAAAACCAUCACUGUGGUUCUGGCUUUCAUGGCAACCAAGCCAGGAUCCACAAUGAAGAAAUGGGUGGGGAGAAAAUUGGCUAUUUCUAUUAUUCUUGGCUGUUCUCUCAUACAAGUCACAAUUUGUAGUAUAUGGCUAUCUACUGCACCUCCAUUCCCAAAUUUCAACAUGAACUCUUUGGUUGAAGAAAUCAUACUAGAAUGUAAUGAAGGGUCAGUCACAAUGUUUUAUUUUGUUCUGGGAUACUUGGGAUUGCUGGCUUUUGUCAGCCUCACUGUGGCUUUCCUAGCCAGGAAGUUGCCAGACAGUUUCAAUGAAGCCAAGUUCAUCACUUUCAGCAUGCUGGUGUUUUGCAGUGUUUGGUUGUCCUUUGUGCCCUCUUACUUGAGCACCAAGGGGAAAUAUAUGGUGGCUGUGGAGAUCUUCUCCAUCUGGGUCUCCAGUGCUGGGUUAGUGGGCUGUAUUUUUGUUCCUAAAUGCUACAUUAUUAUUCUGAAGCCUUCCCUGAACACCAAGGAGCAUAUAAUAAGGAGGAAUAUGUAA
Zootoca vivipara (common lizard) is the source of this 900-nucleotide messenger RNA. RefSeq names its product vomeronasal type-2 receptor 26-like. Gene Ontology annotation, biological process: G protein-coupled receptor signaling pathway. Gene Ontology annotation, cellular component: plasma membrane. The record is from RefSeq and is a predicted model, not a curated record. Gene Ontology annotation, molecular function: G protein-coupled receptor activity. NCBI's taxonomy places the organism in Eukaryota, Metazoa, Chordata, Lepidosauria, Squamata, Lacertidae.